Mercenaria mercenaria is the source of this 4348-nucleotide messenger RNA. RefSeq lists its product as uncharacterized. Gene Ontology annotation, biological process: positive regulation of DNA-templated transcription. Gene Ontology annotation, molecular function: ubiquitin-protein transferase activity; zinc ion binding. The transcript has 2 exons. Gene Ontology annotation, cellular component: chromatin; nucleoplasm. The record is from RefSeq and is a predicted model, not a curated record. The coding region runs from base 96 to 1844 and encodes 582 amino acids. Lineage: Eukaryota; Metazoa; Mollusca; Bivalvia; Venerida; Veneridae.
UAAAGACAGCAAAAUAUUUACAACAAACAUCAGGUAAAGAUUACUAGGAGAAUUGUAAACUUUAAACAAGAAUAGGAUUUCUCUUUUGUUUUGACAUGGCUGUACCAGGAAAAAAGAUGCCCAAAACAUUUUCAUCAUCAUCAACUAUGGGGUCUGAUGAAGACAUCAAAGUUUAUUGCCAGCCGUGCGACUGUGAUGGUCCUCGACUCCCUGCUCAUGGCUAUUGUGUUGACUGCAGGGAGCACUUGUGCGACACUUGUUUGGCGGCUCACAAGAGACAUACCCUUUCAAGGCAUCAUACUCUUCUAGAUAAAAACAGCAUGCCACAAACCAUGUCUUCAGCCUCAGUUCAUCCAAGCCAGCCUGACAACCUUACCAAACCUUGCCCUAAACACAUGAAAGAAAUGAUCAAGUUCUACUGUCAGAACCAUGAAGCACUACUCUGCAGUGUAUGUGUUAUACUUGAACACACAGUUACAUCUUGCGAGGUCAACUACAUACCAUAUAUUUCUGACCAGAUCUUAAACAGCACAGAACAUCAAGUUAUCUUGAAAGCUAUGGAUACCAUUACUGAGCAAUGUCGCAAGAAAUCAGAAGAUGUGAAGAAAAUUACUGCACUCUCCAACAGUUCUUUGACAGAUGUACUGGCUGACAUAAAGACGUUUCGGACAGAAAUAAACCAAAGACUAGAUGAAUUAGAAAGACAAGCUGAAGAUGCAGCUAAGACAAUCCAACAAGAAAAUAACAAGAACCUGAAGGCAGUAGAAACAACUUGUGAGGGUGUAACCAAGUCUCUGAAGACAUUAUCUGACACCAUUAAACAUCUCAACACAACCCAAAAAGCAGACAAACUUUUCAUGGAGCUAAAAUUAGCUGAGCAAAUUAUCAAAGGUUACAAGAAACGUGUCCACCACCUAGCAGCAUAUGAUGUCAAGGAGUACAGUUUUAAACCAAAUAAAGCAAUAUCAACCCUUCUUGAAAAGGAGAGGUCACUGGGUACAUUCACAAAGAAAUCAUUAAAACAACCAAGUCCUUCUCCAGCUGUUGAUGUAAAAUCCAGACAAACUUCCCAUCAGGGUGAGAUCUGUGUACAAACAUCAAAAGAUAAGGGCAGAUGCUGUAUACCAAGAAUGACUCUCCUUACUCCUGAUCUACUUAUCAUCAUUGACUGGAGAAACUAUGCCGUAAAAAUGGUGGAUACCUGCAGUCAAUCUGUUACUGCUCAAUUACAACUAGAUACUGAGCCAUGUGAUGUCACCUCAGUUACUAGUAUAGAACUUGCUGUCACACUUCCUCAAAAACAAAAUAUUCAGUUUAUAUCAAUCUCCUCAAACAAACUCAAGAAGAAACAAACUCUGAAGGUUGAUGGAAAAUGCUAUGGUAUAAGUUGCUGUCAGGGGAAACUUUUUGUGUCAUUUGUUGAACCUGCAAAACUCCAAAUUCUUGGUACUUAUGGUACUAUACUGACAACAGUCAGACUAGGAAGUAUUUUCAGCAGGCCAGUAUAUGUUACCUCUAAGACUGAUUCUAUCUAUGUAUCUGACUGGGAAAUGAAAACAGUUACAAAGUUUAACUGGCAGUGUGAGGUAACUGGUAGUUAUGGUGGUGUGACUUGGCCUCUUGGUAUAACACUGUCAGAUGAUGGUACUGUUUUUAUAUGUGACAACCAGAGAAAUGUUAUAGAAGAGAUAGCAGGUGACUGUACUACAGGAAAGGUUGUAUUGAAGGACCUCAAUGAUCCCUAUGGUAUCUGUUGGUGUGCUGAAACAAGUAAACUGUACGUCAGUUGUUACACUAAACAAGACAAACAUGACAACUUUCUUCAGGUCUUCAAGCUGUCAUAACUACAACAAAACUCAUCAACAAUUUAACCAUUGUAUACUGUGAAAUCAUUCAUAUUCAUGGGGGCAAAUAUUCAUGGAGUUUGUGACAGUGUCAAUCCUUGACAAACUAAGAAGAUGCCUAAUUAUUCUAUCUUUAAAUGGAUAUGCCUCCAAAUAAACAUUAGUUGUUUUUUCUUUAAAUAGACAGCAGUUCGUAUUGAUUAUCUUAAUUGAUAAACUAGGAUUGUUAUAGAUUAUUAAUGUGCACGAAGUGCAGCAAAAUUCCUUCUAUUUUACAUCAAACUUCAGAAGUGUGACUUAACAUUUUUGAGACUUAUCUACAUGUUGUUUUCUUUAUUUAAAGAGUGUUAUUGUAGAUAAUUAGAUAUGUGUCCAUAAGACGUGGUACCCUCAUUUCCUGGCACAUAGAUAUAUUAUGUUAUUUGUAAAGAAUGCAAGACUAAAUUAACUUUAAUAUUACCUAUAGUUGGGUGUGAGUCAUAACGGGGAGUGGUAUAGAUACUAUAAAGCAUCAUCAAGAAACAUGAGAUACAAGAAACUGAAAGAGUGAAAAACAAGAGGGCCAUGAAGGCCCUGUAUUGCUCACCUGACCUACUGACCUAAAGAUCAUCAAGAUUAACAUUCUGACCAAGUUUCAUUAAGAUAUGGUCAUAAAUGUGGCCUCUAGAGUGUUAACUAGCUUUUCCUUUGAUUUGACCUGGUGACCUACUUAUUGACCCCACAUGACCAAGAUUCAAACUUGACCUAAAGAUAAUCAAGAUUAACAUUCUGACUGAGUUUCAAGGAGACAUAGUCAUAAAUGUGGCCUCUAGAGUGUUAACAAGCUUUUCCUUUGAAUUGACCUGGUGACCUGGUUUUUGUCCCCACAUGAUCCAGAUUCGAACUUGUCCUAAAGAUCAUCAAGAUUAACAUUCUGACCAAGUUUCAUGAAGAUACAGUCUUAAAUGUGGCCUCUAGAGUGUUAACAAGCUUUUCCUUAGAUUUGACCUGGUGACCUAGUUUUUAACCCCAGAUGACCCAAUGUUUUUAUAUGUGACGGACGACGACGAACAACGGGCACAGGGUGAUCACAAAUGCUCACCCAUUAGGCUUUAUGACUCUAGGUUGAAUACUUCUUGAGAUAUCUGCAAGACUGCAACACAAACUUUUAGGCCUUUAAUGCAUAUUUAUGAUUAAGUCAAUAGCCAUCAAUAAAACCAAAUACCUCAGGUGAACAACUUCACAUGCUGAAUAAUAGGUUUAUAUAGUUACAUGACUGAUAGAUCAAGCGUUUUUUGAGAUAUGUGCAACACAAAUCUUGAAGCCCUUUAUGCAUACAUUUGUACUUUUAGUAUGUCACUGGCCAUAAUUCUGCUCUUGCAGAAUCAAAUCCCAAACUAAACUCCAGGUCCACAACUUCACAUGCUGAAUAAUAUUACUGUAAGAUUUCAUGACUCAAUGCCAAAUACUUUUUAGAUACAUGUCACACAAACUUUUAGGCCCUUUAUGCAUAUUUUUUACUUUCAAGGGUCACAACUCUGGUUUUACUGAGUGGAAUUCCAAACAAAACCCAGGUACAACUUUAUACACUGACUAAUAAUCCCAUAAUUUUUCACGAGUCUAAGUCAAAAUUUUUAUGAGAUAUACAUGACACAAAUUAGAGAGAUGUACGGGCAAAUAUACAGACAAGGGUUAUUAAGCGGGGCAUAGUUCCUUAAAUCUUUCUACUGCAUUUACUAAAUAAAGAAAGCCUUUUCCAGAAUUUCAAAAAAAUCGGCAUUAUUCUAGAAGUAUGUAAUUUAAAGUACUGGCCUCAACAGGCUAUUAAUACCACCAGACACUGCUUUGAUUCAACAAAAAUGAAAUAUUGUAAUCACGAUAUGACCUUCAAAUAUGACCUUGAAUGUGAACCAAGUGACCUUUGUUAUACAUGCUGCAAAUUGUCCUCAUGAGGUUAACAUUUGAUGCAAGUUUUAUAAAAAUCCUUCCAGAAUUUAACAAUCUUAUCUGGCAAACACAAAUUAAAGCCAAUUCAUCUCUGACGUCUAAGCGUGUGACCUUGACUUUGAACCUAGUGACCAAGGUCAUAUGCUUUGCACAUCAUCUUGAUGAUGUAAACAACUAAUGCUUGUUUUAUGAAAAUCAUUCAAGCACUUUGGACCUUCGACCUUGCUUAUUUCUUAGCUCUGUUAGUUUACACAAUGGAUUUAACGCUUCCUUCUCAACUGGAAAUUAUCUUGAAAUGUAGAUCCAAUUUUAGGAAUACUGGUCGUUAUUUUCAUUGGAGAAUAAAUGAGAACUUUGUGGAGUUUUGUUAAAAAAUUUAAUUUCCACAGAAUAACUAUACUGAACUGUACAUUUUAUAUGGAACAUAGUCAUAUGCAGAUUAUGGAAUUCUCUGACAAUACUGACACUCAUUUUAAGUGAAGGAAAUAACAGAAGUUGUGUGUUAUCUACAUUAUUUUAAGUGACUAUAAUAAGAAUUUAUUGAUAGACAUAUUAGAACUUUGUAGUUAUGAAUGUGU